CAGUUUUAACCUGAAAGCGGAUGGCAACAGAUAGAUUUCUUAACUGUCAGAAGUUUUUAAAGUAUAAACAAAGCGAACGAAGCGUGAAAUUUUAACCUAAUAAUUUCUGAGAUUUUGUGCUUAUAAACGUGCUGCGUUCUGGGAAUUAUUUCGAAGAUUAAUUAAGACAGUAUGGCUCAUUAGAACUGACUCAUGAAGUUCGCAAAAGUUUUCCUUCUGCAAAUCGCAGCCUGCUUUCUGUGUCCGUGUUCCGUUUAUGGUUAUAAUUAUAACGAGAUUCGUAAAUGGAACGCUUCCUGUUCCCCGAAAGACACGUGUUCUGUGCCCCGAGAUCUUGAUGAUUCUGACCAUCAUAACUGUGACUGUAGCAGCUUGUGUGUCCUUUACGACACUUGCUGCAUAGAUUCUCCUUUCUUGAAUAUCAGCAGCAAGUAUGAGAGAUCUGCUUCCUGUAGAUCUGCAGGUCUGUCGGAGAAAAGUGUAUUUAUGAUUGAUGUCUGUUCCUCUUCUUACAAAGGACCUGUAGCUAUUCGCAGACGCUGUGAGCACAAUGCGAAGAACUGGAGUGAUCCUUUCAACAAUGUUCCAGUAACAAAUCCUUCGUCAUUCAAAACCUACAAGUCUCUCUUCUGUGCUAUCUGCAAUGGAGAAAAUCCUAAGGAACUCACAAUGUGGCAAGUCGUCAUGGAUUGCUCAUCACUCAACGAUUACAUGAAAGUGUGCAAUGAAAACAGAGAUUUUGUCCUCAAUAAUAUGAUGUACAUUCGUGAAAAAGGUUUGUGGGGACUAUGGUCUUGGGAUUCCAAAACUGACUGGAAAUUCAGAUAUCUCCACCUGAGUUAUGAAAUUCCACCCUCUUUGAGAAACGUCGUCAAAGAAUGCCGUCCAAAUCUAAUUUCAGAUUGUGCUCCCAACUGGAGAGAUCAAAAAACAAAGAAAUUGUGCAACCGCUACAUGGGAGCCAUAUACUUCCCAGAGGCUGCUUACCGCAAUGUGCAUUGCGCCGUCUGUAACUACCAGACAAAUAUGGCAAACAUGUCUUGCCAUGAUACAGUUAUUCCGGCAUUCAAAAGUCCGACCAUGUCUUUCGGAAUCCUACUAGAUAUUAACUUUAGAGAUGGAGACAAAGUUGGAACUGUUGAGAAAAAAUGCGAAGAGAAUCAGGUUUAUGAUCCGUUUUCUAAAAAGUGCCGCACGCUUGAAUGCCCAUUGCCUGGAUUCACUUUGAAAAAUGGUAAAUGUGUUCAAGAAUGACCUGUGCAAUGUUUUGUUUAAAGCUGGUGAUCUCAAAAACUCGUAUUGAAGUGUUCAGAAAACUGUUUCGUAUUGAAACUGUGCGUAAAUUUCAAAAGAAAUACCUAAAAUUAUGCAGUAUGCGAAAAUAUUCUUCCUGUGUGUCUGACAUUAACAUAAACUGUAUAGAGACAUUCAUUAGGAAAGUAAAUGGUAGAAUAGAGAUUAUCAUUUUAGAAACACUUCAAAGAUUUGGUAGGUCUCUAAAAACUUUUUGAACCAGCUUCUAAGGUAUUAACUUGUACUAAUGGUUUAUAUAAUUUUCAAAACCUUUUUCUACCAGUGUGAUGAAUAACACCCUUCUGUGAUGUACAUUAGUUUAGUUUUUUUUUUUUUUUUUAAUUAACAAAAAUCUGUGUUUACUAUAUCUGAUACCUUCUUCGGAAAUAAAUUCAAUGUAUUUAUUGUUA
This is a messenger RNA of Stegodyphus dumicola, 1703 nucleotides long. RefSeq lists its product as uncharacterized. NCBI's taxonomy places the organism in Eukaryota, Metazoa, Arthropoda, Arachnida, Araneae, Eresidae. The record is from RefSeq and is a predicted model, not a curated record.